Messenger RNA from Liolophura sinensis, 4037 nucleotides. RefSeq names its product 1-phosphatidylinositol 4,5-bisphosphate phosphodiesterase beta-4-like. Lineage: Eukaryota; Metazoa; Mollusca; Polyplacophora; Chitonida; Chitonidae. The record is from RefSeq and is a predicted model, not a curated record. Gene Ontology annotation, biological process: release of sequestered calcium ion into cytosol; phosphatidylinositol-mediated signaling; phosphatidylinositol metabolic process. Gene Ontology annotation, molecular function: phosphatidylinositol-4,5-bisphosphate phospholipase C activity; calcium ion binding.
AGAAAAUGGCAGGCGAUGAGUAGAAGGGGAAGCCGUCUGUCAAUUUACGUCGAUUGUCUGCCGGCCACAAUAUUUCACCAUGCUCGUUUGAGAUUGAGAAGGGUGUGAAGGCGUGUGAGAACUGUGCCCCAUGGCCAAGCCCUAUGACUUCCAGUGGAGGAUCUCCGUACCAGACCUUCUACAGAAUGGGGCUGUGUUUGACCGCUCGGAUGAGGAGGACCCUCAGCUUGAAAGUAACUGUCUGGUACGGGUGGACAGUUUUGGGUUCUUCAUCUACUGGAAGAGCGAUGGCAGGGAAGGCCAGGUACUGGAAUGUUCCCAGGUUAAUGACAUUCGUUUGGGAUUGGCACCAAAGGACCCAAAGAUCUUGGUGGAGUUGGAAGGGAAGUCAUCUCAUUCUGUAGAGUCACGGACUGUGACAGUGUGCAGUGGCUUGGAUCUUGUCAAUAUUAGCUACACCUUCUUCAUCACCCCUGAUCCAGAGACGGCAAAGGCGUGGUUUGAGGGACUCCGAAAAAUCACGCUGAACUACAAAGCAAACAAUGUAUGCCCUAUGACCCAGCUGAAGAAGCACUGGAUGAAACUGUCCUUUAUGGUGAAUCCAAGUGGAAAGAUCCCUGUCAGAAGUAUUACAAGGACAUUUGCUUCAGGAAAAACAGAGAAAAUGAUUAUGCAAUGUCUCAAGGACUUGGGACUUCCCAGCGGCAAGAAUGAUGAAAUAGAACCAAGCGCUUUCACAUUUGAUAAAUUUUAUGAGUUAUAUCACAAAAUCUGCCCAAGAACGGACAUAGAGGAACUGUUCAAUGAUCUGAGUGGAAACAAAAGUUACCUAACAGUAGAGCAGUUGAUAGAGUUCCUCAAUGACCAUCAACGUGAUCCCCGGCUUAACGAAAUUUUAUUCCCCUUUUUUGACCGAAAUCGUGUUCGCCAGAUUAUCAAUGCAUAUGAGAUAGAUGCUACCAUCAAAGAAAAAGAAGGGUUAAGUGUGGAUGGGUAUUGUCGCUACCUGAUGUCUGAUGAGAAUGCCCCAGUGUUUCUGGAUCGUCUGGACAUCUACCAGGACAUGGACCAAUCACUAGCUCACUACUAUAUUAACUCCUCCCAUAAUACAUACCUGACAGGUCGACAAUUUGGUGGGCGGUCUUCUGUGGAGAUGUACAGACAGGUGCUGUUAGCAGGAUGCAGAUGUGUGGAAUUAGAUUGUUAUGGAAAGACAGAUGAGCAGGAACCUAUUAUAACUCAUGGAAAAGCUAUGUGUACAGAUAUUUUAUUUAAGGAUGUAAUACAGGCUAUAGCAGAGACAGCCUUUGUCACCUCUGAUUAUCCUGUAAUUUUAUCAUUUGAAAAUCAUUGUAGUAAACCCCAGCAGUACAAAAUGGCCAAGUAUUGUGAAGAUGUCUUUGGAGAUUUAUUAUUAAAAAGGCCAUUAGAUCAAGUCCCGCUGGAGCCGGGUGCCCCACUUCCCUCGCCAAACCAAUUGAAGAGAAAAAUUCUUAUAAAGAACAAACGUUUGAAACCAGAAGUUGAAAAGAGGCAGCUUGAACUUUUUAUGAAGGGUCAGAUGCAGGCUAUUGAGGAGUCAGGAGAAGAUCCUGAGGUCAAUGUAGACUGUGAGGAAGGUCCCAUCAACUCAACGAAAUAUCCAGAAGGCACAGUUGGUGAUGUCGAGGAGGAAAGUUCUUCUUCUUCCAGCGAGUCUCAGCCAGAAGACACUCCUGCCCCUGUUACCAAGCCCACUGCGGAGCUGGACCCUCCAAGAAGUGCUGACACGGAUGCCCACCCUGAAUUCAAACUCCCUAAACCAGAUUCCGUAGGGAACAAUCUAGAUGCUGAGGGAAGCCUGACAGCAGAUGAGGAAGCAGCCUUGAUGUCAUACUAUCACUACACAGGGGCCACCACAAACAUCCACCCUUACCUGUCCGCCAUGGUCAACUAUGCCCAGCCAGUCAAAUUUCAAGGCUUUGAUGUGGCAGAAGAACGGAAUGUCCAUUAUCAUAUGUCAUCAUUCAAUGAAAACACCGGCCUGGGAUAUCUCAAAACACAGGCCAUAGAAUUUGUCAACUAUAACAAACGCCAGAUGAGUCGAAUAUACCCCAAAGGAGGAAGAGUUGAGUCCAGUAACUAUAUGCCUCAGAUUUUUUGGAAUGCUGGAUGUCAGAUGGUGGCAUUAAACUUCCAAACAGCUGACUUGGCCAUGCAACUAAACCAAGGCAAAUUUGAGUACAAUGGAAACUGUGGGUAUUUGCUAAAGCCUGACUUCAUGAGGCGCCCUGACCGAACAUUUGACCCAUUCUCAGAGAGUCCUGUGGAUGGUGUUAUAGCAGCUCAUUGCUCUGUACAGGUUGUGUCUGGCCAGUUUUUGUCUGAUAAGAAGAUUGGCACGUAUGUAGAGGUGGAUAUGUAUGGAUUACCCACGGACACAAUACGAAAGGAGUUCCGCACCCGGGUGGUGCCUAAUAACGGCCUGAACCCAGUCUACAAUGAGGAACCAUUUGUCUUCAGAAAGGUUGUUUUGCCAGACCUUGCUGUAUUAAGGAUUGCUGUGUAUGAAGAAACUGGAAGAUUAAUUGGGCAAAGAAUUCUUCCCUUAGAUGGCUUGCAAGCAGGCUACAGGCACAUCUCACUAAGAACAGAGGGAAACUUUCCACUAUCCUUACCCACGGUCUUCUGCAAAAUAGUUCUGAAAACGUAUGUUCCUGAUGGAUUUGGAGACUUUGUCAACGCCUUGUCAGCACCAUUACAGUUUCUCUCCCAGGUGGAGAAGCGAGCUAAGCUGAUGGCUGACAUGGGCAUUGAUGAAAAGGAUAUCAGCGAAGUACCUGUGACCAGCAAGAAGAAGACAAGCCCCGAACCCAACAACACGGGGGCGAAACCACCCUCGGCUAUAAACACCACAAUUACACCAGGCAAAGCACCCUCAGUGGGGCAUCCGCCCAAGAAAGAAGAGAAGAAAGAGGAGAUGAGCUUUGACCCAAUCACAAGAGAACUGCUGAUGACAGAGAAAGCGUUUGUAAAGUUGUUGAAGAAACAGCAGAAAGACCUGGAAGUGCUGAAGAAGAAACACCAGAAGGAGAGAGGUGUGAUGCAAAAGCAGCAUUGUGCAGUGGUGGACAAACUGGUGGUGCUACAGGACAAGGAGAAACAGGCUCGUGAGAAAACUCUGGAGAGAAUGAAGAAGAAAGGGGACAAUGAGCAGGGAAAACCCGAGGGUAAAAUGUUGAUCAAUGACCACAAGGCUAAGAUUAAGGAGCUGGUGGCUGAGCAGACACGUGAGUGGUCAGACAUGGUGGUGCGUCAGGUCACCGAGGAACAUGGGCUGAGAAAAGAGCACGUCCUUCAACAGUGUGACCUGUUGAAACGACUCAACGAGGAGGCUCAACAGGAACAGCUGAAGGACCUGGAGGCCAGGCAGGACAGGGAAAUCAAGGAACUGAAAGGCAACCAGGCCAAACAAAGUAUGGAAUCUAGCAAGGCUGUGUUACAUGAUAGGUCCAUUAAGAAUAAGGCAGAGAGAGAGCGGCGGAUACGUGAGUUAAAUGAGAACAACACAAAGAAGUUUAUAGAAGAGCGCAAGAGGGCAAGAAUGAAACAUUCCCGCCAGGUGGACAGCCUGAAGAAGGUUCACGUAGAGCAGACAGAAAUCCUGCUGAGAGAAAACACUAGGGAAAUGGAGUUAGCAGAAAUGGAUCACGAAGAGGCUAAGCUGGCGAUGAAACCUGAAACAGUGAUCUAGUGAUGUCCUUGUGUGUAUAGAAUACUAAGCUGCUUCCAUUGACAAUCAUUCUACCUUGGAUCUCUGAAAACUCUGGAAUAUGGGGACUGAUGGAUAUAACCAUGUGUAAACAACCAGGAUCAGCCUUGUCGGUCCCAGUUGACUUGCAUCCAUGGUGAGGUCUAAGGAUUUAACCAUUGCAUCCCAAAGGGGAGACCACCUGUCUGUAUUGUUACCAAUUCCAAAGCUGUCUGGCUUAUCUUUGUUUAGUGCUAUCUGAACAGGAUUCAGGUUUGAUGUUGAUUUUAAGUCACAAAAUAACUGU